AUGUCUGAUUCGCACCACAGCGGGUAUGAUGAGAACAGUGGGAGAGGAAACGCCCAGAAACGCCCUAGAAGUGAAUCAACUCAUGGAAGUUCAAACAGUUGGCAAAUUGUAUCGAGCAGUCGUUGCAUCGCUUGCGGACGUUUGCGGUCCUUGUGUGAGUGCCGCAGCCUUCGAGUGGACCCGGAACUGAGGCGGAAGAACCUUGACACCUUAUUGCUUAACACUCCUUAUGUUCGCUGCAAACAACUGAAAGCAUUAGAUGAGGCUGGCCGUGAAGAGGAAAGACACCGCCGGUGUAUCGCUGAGGAAUGGUACUCGAAGAUGCGUAUCAUCAAAAGGGCUGCGCAUACUGACAAGUAUCUUCUUCGUGUGACCCUCGAUGAGGUGAGGGGACGCGAGAACCUUUCAGCGUUGGAGCGGAAGGAAUGGGUGGAGGGUAUGGCUCUUAGUGACAAGUAUAUGGUUCUGCUUGCUCUAGUUCAGCGUGAGCGGGAGGAGCGGCUGAAGUUCUACGCUUCAGCAGAACGUGCGACAAGGAUGUUAGGAACAUGGCAUAACACAGUAUUCCACCUACUCGGUUUGCAGAGCCGUGAGGUGGCAUUCCGGAGAACUCUUGUUAACAACGAAGCGGCAGCGCGGGCGUCACUAUUGAGCAUUGAGUUAGAAGCCUUGAAGGUUAUGGAAAACAAUGAGAAGAGCAGGCUCGAAUUCUUUGAGUUAUUCUGGGCUAGCCGCGAGUCGGUUGCAGAUGCGUGGAUGCAAGGUGUAGAGGCGCUGGAGUGUGCCAUGGCGGAGACCGUUCAAAAUCUCGAAAAAUGUUUUCAAGAGCGCACUCGCUGUUUCGAAAUCGUGUUGAAGCGAAGAGAUGAGCUGCUACUGGAGGAAGAGAAUGCCAGACAACGUUUGCACAGUCUUUUUGAGGAGGAAAACGACUUUUUGGAAGAAAACAUGCGAUUCUUCCAACAGCGACGCGCUGCUGUGAUGCAACAGGAAGCGUCAGCAAGGGGUGUAAUAUGCCAAGAGGCCACGGAUGCUUACAGUGCUCUCUUCCUCGAAUGUAGGCGUGACAGAGAAAAGGCUUGCGAGGCAGAGUCCUUUAAGCGACGACGGCGUGAGGAAGAAUUUCAUGCUGCCGUUGCUUCUCUGCAAGAUAUAAUGAAAGAGGAGGAGGCAGCCCUCGCACUCCUGAAAACUCAGGAACACCACGAAAGAGAACUCCGCUACCAAUGGAUGUUGGAGAGGGAAAAGGCGAUCAUUAGCGCAGAAAAUACACUUCUUCAACAUGUACAACUGCUCUUCUCCGAGGAAGAGAAGGCGCGCGGCGCAAUCGUGCAUCUUAUGCAGCAGCAGGAGGCUGAAACUGCUUCAUGGCUUCGGCACAAGGAACGGAAGCUGCGCGAGAUCAUUGAGACUGCAUUAGAGGAGAAAAGUCAGAUGCUGCUACUCGAACACGAGGAGCGCUUUUCCCUAGUCUCUCAGAAGGCGGAACAUGAAGACGCUGUGCGGCGGUGGGUUGAUCACAAGGAAAGCGCAAGGCAGAGCCUAGCUACGGCCGAAACCACUCACCGCAACCGUUGGGUGGAUAUGGAGCGCAACGCACGGGAGGAGCUCUCCUGGCGCUUUGGUGAGGGGCUGGAGACCUGUUACUCGCAAGUUCAGCAGCGAAUGGAGGCACUGACGAAGCUCCAGCAGCGAGCUUUCCAUGCAAAGGAGGGUAUCGUGAAGCAGGAAGAGGAGGCGCUGCGCCUUCUGUUAGGAACAUUGCGGGAUGAUGAGGAACGGUCCCUUAGGGAAGAGAUUCACCGCAGGGUAGUUGAUAUUCUUAACACCGAGACAGAGCACCGCAGCCAUUUAACUCAGCAGGAGGUUGGAAACAGGGAAAGUAUUACAACGAUGUUCUUGAUGCAGGAGCGGUUCUUUAAGAAGGAGGCCCAGGAACUGCUGAAGGCGCAAUUAUAUGAAAUUGUCGCAGCUGAGGAGAGCCACCGCCGCGUGCUGUUGCAGGAUGCCGAUGACUCGGUAGAGCGCCUAUAUCACAGCUAUAAAAAGUUAUUAGAAGAAGCCCGGCGAAGGGAGGAGGAGCGUGUACGUGAGGAACGUCGCCAGCGUGAAGUUGCCCUCUUGGAGGAUCCGCGCUUGUACCGCGAAGAGGAGGAUUGCGACCUUUGUGUCGAUGGCGCCUCACCUCCUACCGGACUCGAUGAUGGCUGCUACAAUGAUAUGAAGAUGGGGCCACUCGGGGAAACAUGGAUGCUCCAGCGGCAACACGUUGUUGAGGAUUUGGGUGGAGAGAGUGCGGACGUCGUGCUGCUCACUCAUGAGACGACUGCGUUUCUCUUCAGCAUUGUUAAUGCCAUCACUGAGAGGGAGGCGAUCCUAGCGGCCGAGAGAACCAAAGCCGAAUCGACAAUGAAGAACAUACAAAAGAAAAUUGAACGACAGAAGUCAGUUUUUGCCAACGUCAAAGAACAGUUGGAGGAAUCACAGGAAAAGUUGAAGCGCGAUGCUGAGAACCACAGCAAGCGUUUAGCGACACAGCGUGAAGCCCAACAGAAGUUGGAGGCACAGCUGGCUCGGGAGCGGACGCGCUUAAAGGAGAAGACUGAAGAACUGCAACGAACGAAAAACAGUGUCUCGGAGAUGCGAGACUCUAUUCACAGCCAGUACAAGAAAAGGUGA
Messenger RNA from Trypanosoma brucei brucei TREU927, 2679 nucleotides. RefSeq lists its product as hypothetical. The transcript has a single exon. NCBI's taxonomy places the organism in Eukaryota, Euglenozoa, Kinetoplastea, Trypanosomatida, Trypanosomatidae. Bases 1 to 2679 code for a protein of 892 amino acids. The record is from RefSeq and is a predicted model, not a curated record.